Molecule: messenger RNA, 535 nt
Organism: Zophobas morio
Lineage: Eukaryota; Metazoa; Arthropoda; Insecta; Coleoptera; Tenebrionidae
Exons: 4
Coding region: 1-465 (154 amino acids)
Source: RefSeq, a predicted model, not a curated record
AUGUUUCAAUUUCUCCAUUUUCAAUUUUCCAAUGUUUCGUUUUGCGUUUUUUCAAUUUUUCUCCUCUUCCCGCGUUUAACCAUCGACGGCUUCUACAAGCUCAACGGACUCGUCGGGGAUUCCAUUCCCAUUUUCGGCGAGGGCGAGUUGUGGUUGAAUCUGAUCGAUUUUAAACUGGCCAUUUCGACGGUGAUCCAGUUCGACCACCUCAAGUUGAAGUUAACGUCUUUGUUUAUUAAUAUUAAGUUGAGGAAGCUGGAGAAUCACUUUGACAAUUUUAUGCACGACGAGGAAAUCGGGGAGCUAUUUAAUAAGGCAAUUUCGAAAAUGGCACCGGAAGCUAUCGAUCUGUUGUGGCCCGAUAUUAAGAAACCGAUCGAGGAACAAGUCAAGAAUUAUGUAAACAGUGUGUUCGACAAUGCAACUAUAUCAAGUCUCGCCAGAAGACUGUUCAAUGUUAAGUGACUAUGAAGCAGAAUUCCUUUAGUUGUAGCCUAAUGUAGUAUUAAUACACGAGAAUGAUUUAUUUUUAUUA